AUGGUAUCCAGCGCUCUCCAGCACAUCAGCCAGGUGCAGACAGCCACCAUCCGGGAGCAGUAUGGAGCCAAGAUGUCGAACAAGUUUGUCGAGGAGCUCAAGGGCACUACGCUCUUCCAGUACAACUGGGGAGAGCUCCUGAGCGCCGCACCAACUGCCUUGUCGCUGAUGGGCUCCUGCUGGCUGGCGGCUGCAAACCCAACGGCUGAGCAGAUCUCGCUGUCCGAGUCCAAGCCGGAGGGUGGCUUCAAGUACAUGACCAAUGUGCCCAACCCAACGCUCAGGUCAUGCCUCGUUGACGUGUGCAACAACGGGGGCAGAAAUGCCUUCACCGUUGCCGGCGCGAACAUGGAUGCUCUCCAAAUCACGAGCAGGCGCAUUUGUGAUGAGAGGAUUCCUCUCGUCUUCAAGCGGCUGGGCCCCAGCACUGGCAACCCAGACGCGUAUGAAGACUUCAAGGACGCCCUUGACGACUUCUCCAGCGAUGCUAAGACGUGUGCGAGACUCUCGUCCGAGAUGCGCCUUGCCUUUGCCAAGUGGGGACAGAUGAUUAACGAGCUGCAUGUGGCCACCGAGAACCAAUCGGGGCAAACGGCCAUCAAGGCUGAUAGGACUCGGAUAGACGAGGCCGUGGCUAAGAUUGAAGAGAAACACGCCAGCGAGGCAUUUGAAAACGCCAAGAAGCGGGUCACUCGGGCGGCCAAGAACGUCGACAAGCAACAAAAGAACCUCGAUACCAUGAUUGACAAGGUCCCGAGCCCCUGGGCGUCGGUGCUCCAGUCGGCCGUCACGAGCUUCGCGCAGGCCCUACCCUCGAUAAUAGGCGGUGCGGUCAUGAUGAAGACCGCCCCCCUUGCUGCUGCCGCAGCUCUAGCUGGCAUCAAUGCCAACGGUGGGCAGGCGGGUACGGCCGCAAACACGUCCGCCCCCAGCUCCAAGCCUCAGGUGAAGCCGCAACUUGAUGACCCAGCCUAUGCUACCGCCGCAGCCUUCCUCGUAUUCGUCAACCAUUUUUGGGAAUACAUGGGCGGCGACACGGGCUCCAUCGACUGGGAUAAAUUCAAGGAAACCACAACAAAGACGGGCAAAGACGCCGACGCCGACGCCGGUGCCCCCCAAGGUCUGGCAUAUAUUCUGGGUACCCUCAAGGGACAAAAGACAAACAUUGACGUGACCAACACGGCACCAAACAAGAAGCUGUUGUCUGCGUACGAUGCCCUCAUUAAAGUGGCCACAGAGCUGCAGGAACACCUCCGGAAGCAAACUCAGAUGACGGCAAAGACCGAGCCCGAGGGAACGGUGGUGAAGGAGUGGAAGGUGAAGACCAAGACUGCGCGGGACGACGUGCUCGAGCUCGCGGCCUCAGCCAAAGCCAUGGGCUCGACGAGCGUCCCACAGCCGUUUGGCAACGUCCAGAUUUCAACACCCGAUCUGUCAGCUCAGCGGGCACAGCUGGAUACGGCCAUGCAGGGGGUGCAGAUUGCGCAGACCGCCCUGGACAAUGCCGAGAAGGCGUACGAAGGUGCAGUCGAUAAGCAGGAGAAGACGGCAAAGGCUAUGGCUAGCAUCCAGAGCAAGCUCCACAAGCUGCAGACCACGGGCAAGACGCUCGAGGAGAUAAAGAAGGUCCUGCGAGACUGCAUCUUGGUUCUGGUUGACCUAAUCGUCGAGGUCCAGAAGCUGGAGCAGUUCUUCAUCAUGCUGAACACCGUCAUAGAGCACGUAGUGAUGCCGCGGGCCAUGACUUUCGAAAGGGAGAUGGGCAAGGCGGCCCUGCGUGCCAUGAAAUCCGGCGUCCUCCGGAUCGACGACAUCGCCAAACAGACCAUUUACACAUCCACCCUGCAGAUCAAGGCAUACUUCUCCCUGCUCCAGGACAUCGCGCAGAUGUAUUCAAUCGUGCACCGUGACCACAUUCUCGGGGGUGUAGAGCUGUGUUAUAAGCUGUCCAAGGGCACCGCAAGCAACGACCCGAUGCCCGGGCUGCAGGCGGAGCUCGCUGCCUACACGGACAAGGCAGCCACGAAGGUUGCCAACAUGGUCAGAGAGAAGCAGCAGGAGAUACUCCGCACGCUGAGGGACCGCGCGCGCAGGGCCGAGACAGAGUCUAAGAUGAUCGAAGGCGAGAUCCUCAAAUACGGUCUUUCCAUCGACCAGUCUGCUAAGAGGGCCAUCGAGGCGGGCGCGCUGGAGCAGAAGACCGCCGCCCAGAUCUUGUUGAAGAAUGAUGUUAGCGUGACGGCCUCACUGACGGUUGUUACUUCGGAGGAGGUAGAUGCGUUCAAUAUGUAA
Scedosporium apiospermum is the source of this 2292-nucleotide messenger RNA. RefSeq lists its product as uncharacterized. The transcript has 2 exons. Lineage: Eukaryota; Fungi; Ascomycota; Sordariomycetes; Microascales; Microascaceae. The record is from RefSeq and is a predicted model, not a curated record. The coding region runs from base 1 to 2292 and encodes 763 amino acids.